UCUCUCUCUCUCUCUCUCUCUCUCUCUCUCAAUCUUCGAUCCGUUAAUCAAAGCAGGUGCGUUAGGAAAAGAAAAACAGAGAGGUAUGGGAAACGGAAACUCAAGGGAGGCUAAAGGAUCGCGAAGGUCAAGGCUAAUACAGAAGCUUCAAAAGUUUCGCACUCACCGUCGUCAUCUACGUAGUCGUUGUUCUCGAAACUCUGCCGGAGUGGUUAAUCAAAAAGCUGUAUCCGCCGAAAAUUUCUCCGGCAUUGCCCUUCUCACUCUCAUUGGCGCGGAUAUAAAGUUUAAGGACAAGUGGCUCGCUUGUGUUUCGUUUGGUGAACAGACUUUUAGAACUGAGAUCUCAGAUACUACAGAGAAGCCAAGUUGGAACUCUGAAAAGAAGCUUCUCUUGGAGAAAAAUGGACCAAGUCUCGUUAGGAUUUCAGUAUUUGAGACCAAUAAGCUCUCGAGGAACAAAAUCGUCGGUUAUUGUGAGCUUGAUAUAUUCGAUUUUGUAGUGCAGGAACCUGAGUCGGCUUCUAAGUCAUUUGACUUGUUAGAUCCAACAUCAUCCAAAGUCACCAUUUCCCUUUCAUGCGCUAUUGAGGAUCCUGUUGAAAGCGAGAAGCGCUUUGCAAAACGUAUCUUGUCCAUAGUGGACUACAAUGAAGAUGGACAACUCUCGUUUUCGGAGUUCUCUGGUCUAAUAAAGGCUUUUGGAAAUUUAGUAGCUGCUAAAAAGAAAGAGGAGUUAUUCAGAGCUGCUGAUCUGAAUGGUGACGGUGUUGUGACCAUUGACGAGUUGGCUGCACUUCUUGCUCUUCAACAAGAAAAGGAGCCAAUAAUAAAUAAUUGCCCGGUGUGUGGUGAGGCUCAACUCUCUGACAAGCUCAACGCAAUGAUUCAUAUGACUCUUUGUUUUGACGAAGGAACGGGUAAUCAAGUGAUGACCGGAGGGUUCUUGACUGAUAGACAAGCUUCAUAUGGGACUCGAUCCGGAUCGAUGAGGAUCUAUUGGUUAACAGUGGUAGGUCCUUAGAGACACUAGUUCGUGUUGGAAUGCAACUAGGUGUCUCCACAAGGACAUUGGCCUGAAAAUAUUUACCCUUGAAUUGAUUGGAUCAUUUGGUUUGAUUUUAAGUUUCCACUUGUUUCAUGCAUAUAUAUAUAUAUAAUAACUCUGUAUAUAACAAACGAUAUCUUCUUGGUAUUAUAUAUACGAUCAAUGAGCUUUACACAUUUCUUGCGAUGAGCGUUCUAUUUUCGCAACUCUCUGCAAUCUCCUGCUUUUCUCUUUGAAAAGGGGAAGUAUGUGUUUUUCUCAUUAUAAUGUUUUCAUUGUUAAAGAAGAGAAACGACAGAUCUUUGGGACGUAUCAAUGAUUUGUCACCGGUUUUGAUGACUCAAACAAGCAAUGGGCAGUGAAACAAACAGGUGGACAAGGCCCUGCUAACAUAGUUUGAGCCAUUGGGAUUGGUGAAAAAGUCCAUGUCUUGUCUCUGAAACUUUUUUUUGUUGUUGAGCCUCUCCCACAUUCAUUGCUUCAUGAGUCAGUCAUUAAAACCUUGAUAUUUAUGUUUUUAUUAAUAUCAAAAAGCUUUUUUAUUUGUUUUGAUCCCCCACUCUCUACAGCAAAUCUCCCUCAUAUACAUCCUUAUUUAAGGACUAAAACCUAAAUUAUAAACCAAGGGGACCAUAAAAUUAAGACCAAAAAAAA
This is a messenger RNA of Camelina sativa (false flax), 1702 nucleotides long. Lineage: Eukaryota; Viridiplantae; Streptophyta; Magnoliopsida; Brassicales; Brassicaceae. The record is from RefSeq and is a predicted model, not a curated record.